AUGGCCUACGAAAAGGAACUGGAGAUCGCCCUCCUCGCCGUCCAACGCGCCUCCAUCCUCACAAAGUCCGUCUACUCGAGCCAUUCCAAAGGCACGCUCUCCAAGAGCGACUCCUCGCCCGUCACAAUCGGCGACUUCGGCGCACAAGCCCUCAUCAUCGCAUCAAUAAAGCACGCCUUCCCCGAAGACGAAGUCGUCGGCGAAGAAGACGCCAAUGACCUCCGCAACAACGACUCGCUCCGCGACCUCGUCUGGGACCUCGUACAAGCCGCGAAGCUCUCCGACAGCAGCGCAGAAGAAAAGAUCGGCGGACCCAUCAAGAGCGCAGACGCCAUGCUCGCAGCACUCGACCAAGGAAACAGCGAGGGCGGAAACAAAGGCCGUAUCUGGGCUCUCGAUCCCAUCGACGGCACAAAAGGUUUCCUGCGCGGUGGACAAUACGCCGUCUGUCUCGGUCUCCUCGUCGACGGCGUCCCCACCGUCGGCGUAAUCGGGUGCCCCAACCUCCCCGUCGACGACCAAGCCCCGCUCACCACAACCACCGGACAAGACGCCGACGACAAAGAAGGCAAAGGCGUGCUCUUCGGCGCUGUAAAAGGCCAGGGUGCUACAAGCCGCCCCCUCAGCGCCGGCGCCCUCACACAAGCCAACCCCAUACAAAUGAAGCCCCUCUCCGACGUCACCCAAGCCACCUUCUGCGAAUCCGUAGAAGCAGGCCACUCCUCCCAAGGCGACAACGCAGCCAUCGCAUCCAAGCUAGGCAUCACCAAGCCCUCCGUACGCAUGGAUUCGCAAGCAAAGUACUGUUCCAUCGCGCGUGGAGCGGGAGAUCUUUACCUCAGACUGCCGGUGAGCAAGACGUAUCAGGAGAAGAUUUGGGAUCACGCGGCUGGUGUUGUGUUGGUUCAGGAGGCGGGUGGUGAGGUUAGUGAUGCGUAUGGGAAGCCGCUUAACUUUGGUCUGGGCAGGACGCUUAGGGAGAAUAAGGGUGUUGUUGCCGCGCCUAAGGAUGCGUUUAAGCAGGUUAUUGAGGUGGUUAAGGAGGUGCUGUUGAGUAAGAAGGAGUAG
Messenger RNA from Alternaria ethzedia, 1068 nucleotides. RefSeq lists its product as uncharacterized. The record is from RefSeq and is a predicted model, not a curated record. The transcript has a single exon. NCBI's taxonomy places the organism in Eukaryota, Fungi, Ascomycota, Dothideomycetes, Pleosporales, Pleosporaceae. The coding region runs from base 1 to 1068 and encodes 355 amino acids. Gene Ontology annotation, biological process: phosphatidylinositol phosphate biosynthetic process; sulfate assimilation. Gene Ontology annotation, molecular function: 3'(2'),5'-bisphosphate nucleotidase activity.